This is a messenger RNA of Populus nigra (black poplar), 942 nucleotides long. RefSeq lists its product as uncharacterized. The record is from RefSeq and is a predicted model, not a curated record. The coding region runs from base 16 to 609 and encodes 197 amino acids. Lineage: Eukaryota; Viridiplantae; Streptophyta; Magnoliopsida; Malpighiales; Salicaceae. The transcript has a single exon.
AGACCAAGAGAACAAAUGGUGAGCACCCCGUCCUUCCUAAAAACCUUGCACCCUCUUCAAGUUUUCUCUACAAAGUCACCAUCUUCUACCUUAAGCUCCAUGAAGAUCAAAACCCUAAUUCACACCCUUAUCAUCUCACACGUGUGCCGCAUCAUUCGAGCUCUAUCCAAAGCAAAAUCCAUUCUCGUUGAGAUUCUUAAAGAAAACCAACCUUUACACUUCAUUUUCCCUACAAAGAACUCAAAAAGGAAGAACAGGAGUAGGAAGAUAUUCCUUGGUUCAUUUAGGUUGCACUAUAACUGGUGCUCUUCACAUAUGUUGCCAGUGUCAGAAGCAGUUCUUGAUGGAUUCUCUGCUUCCCAUUUCUAUUAUGACUCUACGUGGAACUCAAUAAUCACAAAUGAGCAGUAUGAGGACAAAACCGAGUCUCAGCUUUCAGGGUACCUUCACUGGCUAGAAGAGAAAGUUGAUGAUGAGGAUUCUAGUGGCACUGAGAAGGAUAUCAAUCGGCUAGCGGAUUUGUUCAUUGCAAGCUGCCAUGAAAAGUUUAUAUUGGAGAAGCAGGAGUCCUACAGGAGAUUCCAGGAAAUGAUGGCUAGAAGCAUGUGAAUGUGAGGGGUUUUUUUUGUUUAAUUUUUCUUUCGCUUUCCCAUUCUUCUAUGUUAGAACAUUGGUGUGGUGAGGAAAGUACAUACUGGUCAUAAUGGGGUGCAAGGGUUUUAUCUUUUUAGGUUCUUUAUCUUUUGAUCUUGUGCUCUUUUUUUUAAAAAAAAAAAAAUGGUGGGAGCAUAGAGAGUUUUACAUGAUAUAGAGAAGGGGAAAGGGGAGAUUCGUACAAUUCCUGGCCGCUUGAAAUAUGAUAAUGCUUGCCACCUUCAAGGUUGCAGUGGUGGCAGUGUGGUUUGUUAAUCUAUCAUUGAAUUGCUUUAAAAUUUCCUUUUA